AUGAUAUCGCUCCAAAGUUUGGCAUCGUUUAUUCUUCCUCUAAGCACUGCGUCGCCAAAGACCUUGGCCUUUGCAGAGUCUGAGCCAAAGCAAUACAACCCAGCAAACGGGAUAGCCGGUGCCCUUUUCAAAGCCAAAAUUCACCCUCGAGAACCAGAAAUCUCUGCGGAAGUAGACAGUUUCUUUCUUGACCAUUGGCCUUUCGUCAAUGAAGAAGCAAGAAAGAGAUUUGUAGCCGCAGGCUUUUCCAAAGUCACAUGCUUUUAUUAUCCUCAUGCGCUGGACGACAGGAUUUCUCUCGCAUGUCGGCUUCUGACACUUCUAUUUCUCGUGGACGACAUACUGGAAGACAUGUCACUCCAGGAAGGUUCGUUGUACAAUGAAAAGCUGAUUCUUCUGUCGAGAGGUGACAUUGUUCCGGAUCGCUCUGUGCCGGUAGAAUGGAUCACCUAUGACUUGUGGAAUGACUUACGGACGUGUGAUAAGUCACUUGCAGAUGAGAUAUUGGAGCCUGUAUUUUCUUUCAUGAGAGCUCAAACGGACAAAUCUCGCCUCAGUAUCAAGCAAUUGGGUCACUACCUCAAAUACCGAGAAAAGGAUGUUGGGAAAGCACUUCUUUCUGCUUUGAUGCGCUUUAGCAUGAAGCUGCAUAUCACGCCCGCGGAGUUGAAAUCAGUAGACAAUAUCGAGUUGAACUGCUCUAGGCAUAUCUCGGUUGUCAACGAUAUAUACAGUUGGGAAAAGGAGUUGAAAGCCUCUCAAACAGGCCACAAGGAAGGAGCGGCAUUGUGCUCGUCGGUUUCUGUUUUGACUUCAGAGACAAACCUAGAUUUUGCAGCAUCGAAGCGGGUGUUGUGGGUUAUGUGCCGAGAAUGGGAAUUGGUUCACAGAGACCUUGUGGCAAAAAGAUUACGAUCGCCUGAGCCAUGUAGUCAAGACCUCCAAGAUUAUAUGAGAGGCCUCGAGUUUCAGAUGAGCGGUAAUGAGGCAUGGAGCGAGAUGACCCCUAGAUACCAUUCAGUGUAG
Molecule: messenger RNA, 1026 nt
Organism: Colletotrichum higginsianum IMI 349063
Lineage: Eukaryota; Fungi; Ascomycota; Sordariomycetes; Glomerellales; Glomerellaceae
Product: Aristolochene synthase
Exons: 3
Coding region: 1-1026 (341 amino acids)
Source: RefSeq, a predicted model, not a curated record